Molecule: messenger RNA, 2077 nt
Organism: Haplochromis burtoni (Burton's mouthbrooder)
Lineage: Eukaryota; Metazoa; Chordata; Actinopteri; Cichliformes; Cichlidae
Product: G-protein coupled receptor family C group 6 member A-like
Exons: 5
Coding region: 79-1851 (590 amino acids)
Biological process (GO): G protein-coupled receptor signaling pathway
Cellular component (GO): membrane
Molecular function (GO): G protein-coupled receptor activity
Source: RefSeq, a predicted model, not a curated record
GAGAUACACACAAAUUAUUUUUCAGAGCAAGUUUUUGAAGAUUCACUGAUUUACACUCAUAAGAAGCACACGGGGAAGAUGAAAAAUUCUUUCAGCAUCUUUCUUGCAGUUUUAUCACAUCACUUUUCUGGUACAAAAUGCUCCAAUGAAGCCACAGCAGACGGUGACAUCAUUAUCGGAGGAUUGUUCCCGAUUCAUGAAAGCGUUACUGUUACUGUGAAUGAUGAUGGCCGUGAAAACCGGACAUGUGACAGGUUUAGCACAGCUCGUCUGGUCCACUCUCUGAUAAUGGUGCACGCACUGGAGGAGAUAAAUCAGGAGCGAGAGUUGGGAAACCUCACCUUGGGAUACCUCAUACUUGACUCCUGUGGGGACCUACGAAGAGCCUUACGGAAGGCAACGUUCUACAUGGAGGAAAAAAGUUAUUCAUUUGAUCACCAUGGUGACCUCAACUCUGGAUAUGAUAUCAUCCUGUGGAAGCAGACUCAAGAUUCUCUAGAUGUGAACAACGUUUUAGCCUAUUACAGUAUAGAACACCAGAAUCUGACUUUCACCUCACAGGAAACACAACAGGCUCUUCAGAGACACAUAGGAAAUGUGACUUCCAGGUGCACAGACAGCUGUAGGCCUGGCUACAGGAAGACUUCAGUUACAGGCCAGCCUGGUUGCUGCUAUCAGUGUGAACCCUGUGCUGAGAACCAAUAUUCCAACUCCAAUGAUUCGGAGACAUGCCAUCCUUGCAAAGAAAACUAUUACUCCAAAAACACUAGUUCAGUGUGUUUACCCAGAAAAACUGAUUUUCUGAAAUGGGAUGAUGUAUAUCUUAUUGUGCUGCUGUCUUUUACUUCUUUAGGAGCAGUGCUUACCAUUGUUGUUGGGAUCAUCUUCCUUGCACACUGGAAUACCCCUGUUGUGCGCUCAUCUGUUGGCCCAAUCAGCAUCAUUCUCCUCCUCUCCCUUAUGAUCACAUUUACUAGUGUUAUAUUAUUUGGUGGUCAACCCAAUAGCUAUCAGUGUCAAGCACGGCAGGUGGUGUUUGGCUUGAGUUUUACCUUGUGUGUCUCCUGCAUCAUGGUCAAGUCCUUUAAGAUCGUCUUAGCCUUUGAGUUUGACCCGGUCAUUCAAAGUGUGCUGAAGAAGCUCUACAAGCCUUACCUCAUUAUUGCAGUCUGCAUGGCAGGUCAAGUGGUUAUUGUUACAACGUGGCUUAUACACAGUCCUCCAACUGCUGACUCAGAGAUCACACAGAACAACAUGAAACUGAUGUUUUGUAAUGAGAAAUUAAUUCCUGCAUUUGGAGCCAUGUUAGUCUAUAUUGGCCUUUUGGCUCUCAUCUGCUUUGGUGUUGCUUUUAAGGGACGAAAGUUGCCUGACAGUUACAAUGAUGCAAAGUUCAUCACUUUUGCAAUGCUCAUUUACUUCAUCUCCUGGAUCAUGUUUGGCCCAGUCUAUGUCAAUGUCACAGGCAAAUAUCUUCCAGCAGUGGAGAUGAUAGUUAUCCUCAUCUCAUGCUACGGCAUCUUGUUUUGUCAAUUUUUCACAAAGUGCUACAUUAUUUUGUGUAAGAAGGAAGCAAACACAGAGAAAGCGUUCCGUUGCAAUAUUAGGAAUUAUUCCAUGGAUCACAAAGGCAGUGAGGAUGAGCUGUCAUCCAACAGAGUUGAAAACCCUACUUUAUCUGCAUCAGUUGAGUCACAGGAUAACUGGAAUUCAGUCACACCGCCCUGUGUUUCCUCAAACUCUCUCUUUCCAGUCUCAAACUCAUGGAAUAAUGUCCUUGAAAACAACCUGAAAUCCACUAAGAAGACCCUACAGAGAUACAAUAGCUUACCACCAUCACUAAUCAAAUGAUUCACAAUAGUUAAAAAGGUAUUCAAACAAUUGGAGUGUAAAGGGGACUAAAUAUUAGAGUCUAUGCAUUUUUAAGUCUUUAAAGUUGUUUAUCAAGUUGUUGAACAUCUUUAUCGCCAUCUUGUGCCAGUAAAAAAUGUGACAUCAUCCAGGCUGGUUGGUUGGUUGCAGCUAAUAGACUUACAUUAAUUUAUGUUAGCUAACUAGUGACAGAACCAAUAGUUUC